Molecule: messenger RNA, 2620 nt
Organism: Rhodotorula graminis WP1
Lineage: Eukaryota; Fungi; Basidiomycota; Microbotryomycetes; Sporidiobolales; Sporidiobolaceae
Exons: 11
Coding region: 64-2415 (783 amino acids)
Biological process (GO): DNA replication; DNA strand elongation involved in DNA replication; double-strand break repair via break-induced replication
Cellular component (GO): nucleus; MCM complex
Molecular function (GO): ATP binding; single-stranded DNA helicase activity; single-stranded DNA binding
Source: RefSeq, a predicted model, not a curated record
GACGAGGACGACGACGGCCUCGUCACGGUCCUGUGGGGCACGACGGUCACGAUCGGCGCCUCGAUGAAGGCGUUCGAGUGGUUCCUCAAGGACUUUACGUGCGGCGACCGCCAGUCGUACGACCCCUACACCAAGGAGCACCCGGACAAGAAGCUGUACCAGCACCACCUCGCGCGCAUGCGCGACACGGGCCAGACCAACCUCAACCUCGACGUCGUCGACCUCCUCGCGUUCCGCUGGCGCGAGACGCAGCGCGACAACUUUCUCCUGUACCCGCAAGAGCUCGUCCCGAUCCUCGACCAGCAGCUCAAGGACUCGGCGCUCGAGUGGGCGUGCGCCGAGGACAACCUCGGCGAUGGGCCGAUGCGCACCGAGAACGAGCAGCGCGCGAGGGAGAUGCACGGCGCCGUGUUCAAGGUGCGGCCGUACGCCGGCGAGAACAAGGUCAACAUGCGCGAGCUCAACCCGCAGGACAUCGACAAGAUCGUGUGCAUCCGUGGCCUCGUCAUUCGCGCGACGCCCAUCAUCCCCGACAUGAAGCUCGCCUUCUUCCGCUGCAACGCGUGCUCGCACACGGUCACGGUCGAGAUCGACCGCGGUAAGAUCAGCGAGCCCGACCGCUGCCCGCGCGACGUGUGCAACGUCCAGGGCUCGAUGAUGCUCGUCCACAACCGGUGCGAGUUUGCCGACCGCCAGAUCGUCCGCCUGCAAGAGACGCCCGACUCGGUCCCGGACGGCCAGACGCCGCACACGGUCUCGCUCGGCCUGUACGACGAGCUCGUCGACACGGUCAAGCCCGGCGACCGCGUCACCGUGACGGGCAUCUUCCGCAGCGUGCCCGUCCGCCUCAACCCGCGCCAGCGCGUCAUCAAGAGCCUGUUCAAGACGUACAUCGACGUGCUCCACGUCAAGAAGACGGACAAGAAGCGCAUGGGCAUCGACGGCAGCACGAGGUCGGGCGACGACCGCCGCGGCGUCGUCGGCGUCGGCAUGGAGGAGGACGCGCAAGGCCCUGGCACGCUCCUCGGCGACGCGGCGCACGACGUCGCCCUCGACGACGAGGCGCUCAACGAGGACGAGCGCGAGGCGUCGGCGCACGCCAAGCUCAAGGAGCGCCUCGUCGAGAUCUCGCGCCGGCCCGACGUGUACGACUACCUGUCGCGCUCGCUCGCGCCGAGCAUCUUCGAGAUGGACGACAUCAAGAAGGGCAUCCUGCUCCAGCUCUUUGGCGGCACCAACAAGAGCCUGACCAAGGGCGGCGGCGCCGGCGGGCCUCGGUACCGCGGCGACAUCAACGUCCUCCUCGUCGGCGAUCCGGGAACGAGUAAGAGUCAGAUCCUCCAGUACGUGCACAAGAUUGCGCCGCGAGGCGUCUACACGUCGGGCAAGGGCUCGUCCGCCGUCGGCUUGACGGCCUACAUCACGCGCGACCCGGACUCGAAGCAGCUCGUCCUCGAGAGUGGCGCUCUCGUCCUGUCCGACGGCGGCGUGUGCUGCAUCGACGAGUUCGACAAGAUGUCCGACUCGACGAGGAGCGUGCUGCACGAGGUCAUGGAGCAGCAGACGGUCUCGAUCGCCAAAGCGGGCAUCAUCACGACGCUCAACGCGCGCACCUCGAUCCUCGCGGCCGCCAACCCUGUCGGCAGCAAGUACAACCUCAACUGGCCCAUCACGCGCAACAUCGACCUCCCGCCGACGCUCAUCUCGCGCUUCGACCUCCUGUACCUCGUCCUCGACAAGAUUGACGACAAGAGCGACCGCAUGCUCGCUCGCCACCUCGUCUCGCUCUACCUCGAGGACAAGCCGCAGACGGCCGGCACCGACAUCAUGAAGAUCGAGGACUUGACGGCCUACAUCUCGUGGGCGCGCAACCACAUCCACCCGCAGCUCACGCCCGACGCGAGCAACGCGCUCGUCCAGGCGUACGUCGAGAUGCGCAACGCCGGUGCCGACUCGAGGAGCAACGACCGCCGCAUCACGGCGACGACCCGCCAGCUCGAGUCGAUGAUCCGCCUGUCCGAGGCGCACGCCCGCAUGCGCUACUCCGAGGUCGUCGAGGUCGCCGACGUGCUCGAGGCCAACCGCCUGAUCCGCGAGGCCCUCAAGGAGUCGGCGACCGACCCGCUCACCGGCCUGAUCGACCUGUCGCUCCUCGGCGGCCAGUCGACGCACCAGCGCAAGGUCCUGAGCGACCUGCGCCGCGAGGUCGUCGCCCUGCUCGGCUCGCGCGACAAGCCCUGGCGCUGGGCCGACCUGUCCAAGGCCCUGCAGCAGCAGUCGAGCGUCCCGGUCGACAACGCCGAGCUGUCCGAGGUCAUCAAGGCGCUCGAGGGCGAGGGGAGCGUGCGCGUGUCGGGUCAGGGCCACGGGCGCUCGCUCCGUCUCGUCGGCGCAGCACGCGAGGUCGAGGCAUAGAGCAGGUUCUCGUGCGCCCUCGUCGUCUUUUCCCUGUGCCCCUCCCUUCACCUCGUCCACUCGGGCCUUCUCUCUCCUCGUCCCCUUCCGACUUCCUUCCCGCGCACUCUCUGUCUCUCCCCUCGUACCGCCGACUCUCUUAUUUCUCUCUGUCUCUCUCUCUGUAGCGUCUCGCGGUGUAAAGAGUCCUCUGUCUCACAGGAAA